Molecule: messenger RNA, 1828 nt
Organism: Aspergillus caelatus
Lineage: Eukaryota; Fungi; Ascomycota; Eurotiomycetes; Eurotiales; Aspergillaceae
Product: glycoside hydrolase family 71 protein
Exons: 5
Coding region: 395-1828 (477 amino acids)
Molecular function (GO): glucan endo-1,3-alpha-glucosidase activity
Source: RefSeq, a predicted model, not a curated record
GGAUAUUCAGUUGUUUGUGUUCCAUUUCGAACCGCCUGACCAUGAAGCCCCUUUGCUGGCUUCAAGCCAGGGGGGCAGGUUGUUGUCAAGAUAAAGGGAGGCCACCUUGCAAAGGAAUGCUUCAAGUCUAUAACCAACAGGGCAAGAGAGGAUUGCACUAUUCAGGACAACGUCCAAAGAGUGACCGUAUGUACUGAUAAUCAAACUAUCUACAUCUUCAUCUUUUCUCUUGCGAUCCUUUACUGUCCGUUGUACGAUCCGUUGUCCAGCUGCCUUGCCUUAGUAUAUCCCAUCAAAAUCAGUCUAUUUUCGUUCAAUUGUUCCCUUUAUCAUACUUGUCUUGUCUCCUUUAUCCUUUGAGGAAGAGCGAUUCACACAUCAGACAUCAGAAGCCAUGCUUCCGGGAAUACUCCCCUUCGUCCUCGCAGGCUUCUUGGCAUUGGUCACUGCCACACCAGUGCCACAGCAUAUGGCUGAUGAUAUCGCGGCUGACAAACUCGUGUUUUGCCAUUUCAUGAUUGGAAUCACCAGCAACCGCCAAAGCGCUGCCGACUAUGACGACGACAUGAAGCGUGCGAAAGCCCUGGGCAUUGACGCAUUCGCGCUGAAUAUUGGUGUAGAUCCGUACACAGAUGCUCAGCUUAGCUUGGCCUAUGAGUCUGCCGCAAAGAAUGACAUGAAGGUCUUCUUGUCGUUUGAUUUUAACUGGUACAGCGCCGGGCAGGCCAGCGCCGUGGGCGCAAAGCUCAAGCAGUAUGCAAGUCUACCAGCUCAACUUAUAGUGGACAAUAAAGUCUUCGCAUCAUCCUUUGCAGGCGACGGCCUCGAUAUCCCUGCCAUGCGGUCCGCUGCUGGAACGGAUGUGUUCUUUGCUCCGAAUUUCCACCCGGGUGUUGGAGACUUCAAUGCAAUCCAAGGCGCAUUGAACUGGAUGGCGUGGGAUAAUAACGGCGAGAACAAGGCUCCGUCCCCUGGCCGUAACGUUACUGUCGCUGAUGGCGACAAGGCGUAUGUCGAUGCUUUGAAGGGGAAGCCAUAUAUUGCGCCUGCUUCUGGUUGGUUCUUCACCCACUUCGGUGGUGAAGUGUCCUAUAGCAAGAACUGGGUUUUCCCUUCUGAUCUUCUCUGGUAUGUUCGCUGGCAACAGAUCCUGAGCCUCGGUCCUCGCUUUCACUAUAUUGGGCCGUUGGCUUCGCCACAUACAGAUGACGGGGCGUCCAAAUGGGUCAUGGACAUGCCACACACUGGCUGGCUCGAGAUGUCCAAGCCUUUUAUAGCCGCGUAUAAAGCCGGAGACAAAUCAGUCGAUAAGUAUAUCACAGACGAAAAGUUGAUCUACUGGUAUCGACCUACCCCGAGAGAUGUUGACUGCGACUCCACUGACACCACCAUGGAAGAGAGUCCUAAUAAAUCUAGCGGCAAUUUCUUCCGAGGUAAACCCAACGGAUGGGAAACCAUGCAAGAUGCAGUGUUCGUCGUUGCAUUGCUCAAGUCACCUGCUACAGUUGCAGUUUCCUCUGGAAAAAACAGCAAGUCAUUCGAGGCUCAGGCCGGUGCCAGCGCCUUCACGGUGCCAAUGGGGGUCGGUCAGCAGAAGUUUGCAAUUACACGUGAUGGUAAGAACAUUAUGGAAGACACAAGCCUGAAGGAUAUCGUUGAUACUUGUAUUUGUGGUAUCUACAAUUUCAACCCAUAUGUCGGGACCGUCCCAGCUGAAAGUCCCAUUGACAAGCUCGAACAAGCCGGCCUUGCAAUGCUCAGUCAAGGAUUGAAGGUACCAUGUCCCACAAACACCCUGGGAGCUAGUGGUCCUCGUGUUACUCCCUGA